This is a messenger RNA of Ceratitis capitata (Mediterranean fruit fly), 2584 nucleotides long. Its product is annotated as GDNF-inducible zinc finger protein 1. The transcript is spliced from 4 exons. Bases 157 to 2352 code for a protein of 731 amino acids. Gene Ontology annotation, molecular function: zinc ion binding. Gene Ontology annotation, cellular component: nucleus. Lineage: Eukaryota; Metazoa; Arthropoda; Insecta; Diptera; Tephritidae. The record is from RefSeq and is a predicted model, not a curated record.
GGCAUUUGGUAAUCCUAUAUUUACAAAUUCGACAACAAGAAGCUCAUAAAAUAUUUUCUGUCUAGUGUGGGUUACUGAAUAAAGCAGUUUAAAUAAAAUUAUUGUAUUGAAGAGAAAAUAAAUCAAAAUUUUUACUCAAGACAAAAUAGCAUAACAAUGCUUACCUCCAGGCAUACAAAAGAAAAGACUGCAACUGCAGAAGCGCGUUUAGGCUCUUUCUCACCAGAUAAUGAGAGAACAGCUUGGAAGGGUUGGUGUCGCUUAUGUGCUAAGGAAUACGAUGAAAGCCAUUUGUGUGUGUUUCCCGAUUUGCGAACUCCUAGUAGCAUAAUGGAUAACACUUUACCUACAGCGAUCGGCAAAUUUUUCUGGGUUAAUAUGAGACCAAAUGAUGGGCUAUCGACAUUCGUAUGUCUGGAAUGUCACACACUUGUGACUUCCUUGACACAAUUUACCGAACGAGUUAACAAAGUACAGGCCAUGUUCUGUGCAUUACAAAACACAGAUGCUGCAGACCUUAAUGAAAUCAGGCUCCAGUAUGGAAUAUUAGAUAAUGAGUGGGAACAUAUUAUCAAACUUGAAUGCAUUUCCGAUAAUAAGGAGUUCAUUGCUGACAAAGAAUCAAAUGAAGAAUGCGAAUGGGAAUUAGAAGGCGAAAAUAAUAAGGAAGAAACAGAAACAUUUGAGCUGGAGACAAAAAACGAAAUAAAAGAAGAUGGUAACUAUUCAUUUGAACUUGUUAGGCGCGGCAUAAAAAGAAAACGGGAGGCUUGCGAUGACAAUCAGGAAGAAGAUAGUGAAGAUGACGAGAAUAUUAUAUCUAUUGGUGCAUUAGCAGGGGACACCGAUGAUUCAGAAACCCAUUUUAUAAUUGAAAAUACGGAAGGUACCGAUGAAUUAGAUGACGCUGAGCUUCUAAGACAAUUGAGAGGAGACGAUGAUGACAACGAUGAAGAACCGGUAAAAGAGGAAAAUAAAGGCGAAGUGCAUGAAGAACAACCUGAUGAUGAAAAACCGGAAGAUAGUUAUGAGCAACUUAACUUACAAGAAGAAGCCUUAGACGAAAAUGAUGAAACUGAUGAAACUAUGGAGGGUGAAAAAUCUGCGCAGGUUAAUGAAAUAGAUUCAAGUAGUUGUGUACGUAAGAAACGUCGGGGACGACAACCCAAAUACAAUAUUGAAACCAUAAAAGAUGAUGCUGAGUCUGAGGAUGAUGCAAAUGAAAAUUCACAGACAUCUUACAAAUAUGAUUGUAGCAUAUGCCAUAAAAAGUACAAAAAUCCAACAUCGUAUCGUAAACAUGUUUUGGAAAAACAUAACAAAGAGCCGGAUAUACCUGAUUUUAAAUGUGAAACGUGUAAUAAAAUAUAUCCUACUGAGCGACAACUAGAAAUACAUGCGCGAUCGCAUCUCGCGCUCGAGGAUAAACUUGAUAUACCAUGUCCAUAUUGUGAACGUAAAUUUACAAAAGUCUCAGUGAUGCGCCUGCAUGUUCAGGGAAUACAUGAAAAUAAAAAACCAUAUAUUUGUGACGAAUGUGGGCGUUCCCUGAAAACAUUGGCAGCAUUGGCCGAACACAAAUUAGUGCAUACAAACGACACACCCUACGAAUGUGAUGUGUGUCAGCGGGGUUUCAAAAAUAAAGCACGCCUAAAGGUGCAUUUGGAGACUCAUAAUGACUCCUCAUACAUCUGCACUGAGUGUGGCCUCAAAUUGAAUACACGCCGCACAUUAAAAAUGCACAUGCUAGUGCAUUCAGACGCCAAACGCUAUAAGUGUGACUUUUGUCCGGCGGCAUUUAAACGCACUAAAGCACUGAAAAACCAUCUUAUACUUCACACCGGCAUGCGACCUUAUAAGUGCAAUUUCUGUGAGAAAACCUUUUCAAAUGGCUCUAAUUGUCGAUCACAUAAAAAGAAGAUGCAUGCUCAAGAGUUAGCAGAGGAAGAAGCAUUGGGCAAGAAGUCUGAAGCUGUUACGGUACCCAAAUUGGAAGAGCUGCGCUCGAGUACAAACGUUGUUGGAAAUCCGCGUAAGGUUCAACGUCAUCAUGGUGGUUUGCCUCUACAUAUGCGACAAUUGUUAAUCGCAGCCGAGGAGCGUGCAAAACGUGUGGAAAACACAAAGCAAACCAAUGAUAUGCAAUCAAGUGAUACCGUUGGAAUAUCUGGAGAAGAAACACAUACGCAAUCCGCUACGGGUUCGGCUCUACAAUUGGACGAUGAAGAUGGAUCAGAGUUUAUUGAAUUAAAUGAGGAAUUAUUAAAAGACUUUCACGAUGGCAAUGAUGAUGAAGAUGAUGAUGAUGAUGAUAAUGAAAUGGUUGUAUAUGAAGUAAUUGCUGAAAUUUAAAUUCCAUAAAAUGUUACUUACAAAACGUAAGAAACGAAACGGUGCGAAAUGAAUGAAUGAUGCAUUUCGACAUGUUUGUUUAUACGCAUAAAUGCAAUGUGUAUGCAGUCAAAUUAUGGAUUUGCAUAUUUGCAAUAUAGGCACUCUGGUAAUUUGAAAGGAAGUUAUUUUUAAUAUUUUUUAAUAUUAGAAUAAAUUAUAUUAGAUGUAAUAAUUGUAUUUUAGUUGUUUC